Punica granatum (pomegranate) is the source of this 3186-nucleotide messenger RNA. The record is from RefSeq and is a predicted model, not a curated record. NCBI's taxonomy places the organism in Eukaryota, Viridiplantae, Streptophyta, Magnoliopsida, Myrtales, Lythraceae.
UCAAGUUGCAGGUGUGCACUGGACAUAAUAUUCAUACCAAGGUCUCCUCUUUGUUCGACACCCCAGCACAACUUGCUUCUGACACGGUUCGGUUCGUCAUCUUCACCACGUGUUCUUGCUCUCUUAUUGAUCAUCACUGUUAAUUUUGUGUAUGAUAAAUUAAUAUUGUAAUGUUCGGUGGACUAAAGAUAUAUUAUUUGUUGAGAAAGUGGAUUUGGUAUGGAGCGGCACAAGUUGGUGUCCGGAACUAUGAGGUCUCAAGUUCGAUGCUCAUCAAUCGAAUCCGUGCCCUUUUUACUUAGCUUUAUUAUUUCUACUCUUAUAUUAGAUCAUAUGCCUCCCUUAUAACCGAAAAAAUAUAUAUUAUUUGUUAAAAUAUUAUUCUUUUUCCUUAAAAAUUAUUGUUCUUAAAAAAAAAAGUCUUAUUUCCUUCAUGUUCAUUAUUGUUCAAUGCUAUAUAUACCGAUAUAGUACACUGAGCAGUGACCUUUCCCAAACCACUACAUAAAGACCUUUGCCAAAUUCGGCUUUCAAACACCUACGGCAGCUUGCGGAAUUUGCCAAUAGCUUGCUAAGACGAUAACUCGUGAUCAAUUAAUGGAGCGAACUAACAUGGCGGGGGGAGACGCUAAAUUUAUGGUGGCUCCGAAGGGUUGCACCGAGCUAGAAUUGGACUGCGAGACCGUGAUAGAGAUCGGAGACAUAGACAAUAUCAGCUCGCAAUUUGGUAGUGGAAGAGGAGGAGGAGGAGAUCAUAGAAUGAGAAGGGUUAAUUACGUGAACUCGCUCUCGGCCCGUCAGAUGGAGUCCUUGACCGCUCUCUGCGACACCUUCUUGCCCUCUGUUGAACCUCCUGCCAGCGUCUCCUCUGACGAUGAGUCCAUGGCUGAGUUCUACCGGACUUCUGCUUCGAUGGCUGGAACUCCUGAAUUGGUAGGAGGGCUGAUAAGCGAGAGGCUGAGACACCCGAAGCUGUGGCUUCUGAAGUUGGCGCUGUGGGCGCUGUCGACGUGGAUCGGGACGCUCGUCAUGUGCGGCUGUUUGAGCGUUACUUGUGACUUCCCCUUCUUCCACAGCUUCCCUCAGCUCCCGCUGCAGCGCAGGGAAGAGAUCGUGAUCGCCUGGUCCCUUAGCUGGAUUCACAUCCUGAGGGUACUCGCCAAGUCCAUCAAGUUCCUCACCCUCCUCGUCUUUUUCACUCAGGUAAAUGAAAAGGAAGAGAACCUCUCCUGGAAGGCAAUUGGAUACUGUGGGCCCGACCCAGAGUUUAAGACCCGAGGGUCACGACCCGAGAGGUCGAGCCAAGACGAGCCCGAACAUUUGGAACCUGAGGUUGAACUGGGGCAGGAUGAUCCCAAAGAGGAAAUGUUUGGACCCCUUUAUAAAGGUCUUGUUAACAUGACACACCCGAGGGAGAUGGUAGCAGAUACCCUCCGGAAAUCUGGAUUUCCUGUUGGCGUAUGCCCGUUAGAGUACAACACGCCCAAGCUGUGCCUUCCGUCACUCAGCAUCCGAUGUGAUGUCGUCGUGGUGGGGUCGGGCUCAGGUGGUGGUGUUGUGGCCGGUGUGCUAGCAAAGGCAGGGUACAAAGUGCUUGUCCUAGAGAAGGGAAACUAUCGUGCUAGGUCUAACCUUUCACUCCUCGAAGGACCGACCAUGGACCAGAUGUACUUGUCCAGCGGCAUGCUGGCGACCAAGGACAUGAGCACAUUGAUCCUUGCCGGCUCAACAGUCGGUGGAGGAUCCACGAUUAACUGGUCUGCCUCGAUUCGAACCCCUCAGCACGUGAUGGAUGAGUGGUCUGACCAGCACAACCUAGAACUCUUCGGCAGCAAGCUGUAUCGGGAAGCAAUGGAUGUCGUAUGCAAGAGGAUGGAAGUGCAGCCAGAAGUUGACGAAGAAGGUUUCAAUAACGCGGUACUAAGGAAAGGUUGCCGAGAGUUAGGUUACCCCGUGAACAACAUUCCCCGGAAUUCUGCAUCGGACCAUUACUGUGGUUGGUGUUGCUUGGGCUGCAAGGAUGGGAGGAAAAAGGGCACCGCUGAGACAUGGCUCAUGGAUUUGAUUGGUUCGGGCAAUGGGUUGAUUCUCCCCGGGUGCGAAGCUGUGGAAAUCAUGCACGGGCCUGGAAAGGGAGGUAGGGGUCGGAGCACAGCAAGAGGAGUCCUCUUCGAGUUUGAGUGCAAUGGGACAAAAGAGAUGUGCAUUGCCGAGUCGAAGUUCACUGUUGUAGCCUGUGGAGCUCUUAGCACGCCGGCUUUACUAAGAAGAAGCGGCUUGAUGAAUCCCAACAUUGGAAGGAACUUGCAUCUCCACCCUGUGGCAAUGGCUUGGGGGUAUUUCCCCGACACAGGUUCGCCCGGUCAGUGGCCAGAGACAGAGAAGAGGAGCUAUACGGGAGGGAUAAUGACGGCAAUGUCCACCGUGGCAGCGAAUCUUGACCGAUCAGGAUAUGGAGCAGUGAUACAGACUCCGGCACUGCACCCUGGAAUGUUCUCAGUCCUGAUGCCAUGGGCCUCGGGUCUCGAUAUAAAGGCCCGUAUGUGCAAGUACGCCCGGACGGCUCAUAUAUUUGCACUUGCAAGAGAUAGAGGGUCAGGAACAGUCUUGUCUCCGGACUUGGUUACUUACCGGAUGGAUGCAACCGAUGAGUUGAACUUGCAGAAGGGGCUUGAUAAGGUACUAAGGAUACUAGCAGCAGCGGGGGCAGAAGAAAUCGGGACCCACAACUCCCGGGGGAAGACACUGAAUGUGAAGCGGGCAAGCUCGCAUGAGUUCGAGAAAUUUGUGAAGGAAGAGAGCUCGAAACCGCUAAGGAACCUCUCAGCCCCAGUCAGCUCGGCCCAUCAGAUGGGGAGCUGCAGGAUGGGGACCGAUCCCAAGGGAUCAGCCGUGAACCCAAUGGGUGAGACAUGGGAGGUGGAGGGACUGUACGUGGCAGACACAAGCGUAUUCCCGACAGCUCUGGGCGUGAAUCCGAUGGUCACAGUCCAGGCAAUUGCUUACUGUACCGCGCAAUCCGUUCUCGAAUCUCUUAGGCGGAAGAAAGAACGAUUAAUUUGAUUGAUCCUAGGUCUGUUUAUGUGUUUGUUCUUUGCUUGCUUCCCUCUUUUACUUCUGGAAUAGUAAAUCCCACUGUCCUUCGAUAAUGGCUUGCAAUAUAAGGAGGUGUGGAAUUGGUACGAA